Messenger RNA from Cyprinodon variegatus (sheepshead minnow), 1666 nucleotides. It is a transcript of the gene htr1fa, whose product is annotated as 5-hydroxytryptamine (serotonin) receptor 1F, G protein-coupled. The record is from RefSeq and is a predicted model, not a curated record. Lineage: Eukaryota; Metazoa; Chordata; Actinopteri; Cyprinodontiformes; Cyprinodontidae. Gene Ontology annotation, biological process: adenylate cyclase-activating adrenergic receptor signaling pathway. Gene Ontology annotation, molecular function: G protein-coupled serotonin receptor activity. The transcript has 3 exons. Gene Ontology annotation, cellular component: plasma membrane. Bases 231 to 1427 code for a protein of 398 amino acids.
ACUGGGUGUCGGCGUGAACGUCGGGAAGCUGUGAAUGAACAUAAAUGUGGAACCUAAUGUGCUUUUCGCGCCGCUUGGUUUAUUCCAGUAUUUCCUUUCUGCUUCGGAAACCGGACACUAAGAUAUAGAGGUGAGGUGAUGGCGGAUUUGGCAGGCAGCAAAGAUCUCAGUGGACGGUCUGCUGCACACUGAACCGACUGAAAGCAGCAAAACACUGAAGGGUAUACAGAAUGGAUUUCUUUAAUUGGACUGAUGGAGCCUUCGCCACAAACAGCAGCAGUAACGACUCCUUUGAGACUGCAACAGUCCCCCCCAGUAAAAUCCUGCUAACAAUAACCCUUUCUGUCGUGGCAAUACUAACUACAUUCUUUAACUGCCUGGUGAUCACAGCUAUUGCUGUCACCCGCAAGCUGCACCACCCAGCUAACUACCUCAUCUGCUCGUUAGCGGUGACUGACCUGUUGGUGGCUGUGCUGGUUAUGCCCUUUAGCAUCAUCUACAUCCAGAAUGAAAAAUGGGUCAUGGGUGAGGUGGUGUGCACCAUCUGGUUAAGCAUAGACAUUGCGUGUUGUACCUGCUCGAUUCUGCACCUCGCUACAAUUGCCAUUGACCGUUACAGGGCCAUUACGGAUGCUGUGGAGUACUCCCGCAAGCGCACAGGAGCCAGGGCUGGUGCAAUGGUGGCAGUGGUGUGGCUCUUGUCCAUUCUUAUCUCACUCCCUCCACUUCUCUGGCGACACUACAGCAAUGAUGAAGAGCAUAAGGACCAAUGUAUCAUCAUCCACCAUCACAUGGCCUUCACUCUUUAUUCCACACUUGGAGCAUUUUACAUUCCCCUGCUGCUCAUUCUCAUCCUCUACUAUAAAAUCUACAAGGCUGCUCAGACGCUUUACAUGCGCAGAGAGGCUAGCAGGGCGAGUCGUCACUCAUGCAUGACCAAUGGGAGCAUGAUCCCUUCCCCCUAUCCUGCUGGAGACAGCGAUGGCGAAGGGGGUCCUCGGAGUCCGGAUCCCAUAAGUCCACCAGAAAAGUCUUUCUCCGAACCUUCUACUGAGGAAACACCACGUGAACGGGUGCGAGUCUCCAAAAAGGUUUUCAAAAGCAAGGCACGCAGGCACGACUCAAGAAGUGAGUCACGUCGCAGCCAAGUUUACCAAGCACCCCGAAUUUCAGGCUCACGGGAACGAAAGGCGGCGUCCACUUUGGGGUUGAUAAUAGGGGCCUUUGUAAUCUGCUGGCUGCCAUUUUUUCUCAAGGAGGUGAUUGUAAACACCUGUGGUUCCUGUAACACUUCCAUCGAAAUGGCAGAUUUUCUCACAUGGUUGGGCUACCUUAACUCUCUGAUCAACCCCCUCAUCUACACCAUCUUUAAUGAGGACUUUAAGAAAGCCUUCCAAAAACUUAUUAGGUGCAGCCAUUACCUCUGAUACUUAGUCAUGCAAGAUCAAACUCACACACCAUUAAACAGACAUUUGUAACAAAAACAAAGCAAAGGUAUGGAGUCAGACAGAAAACACUGAACAAACACUGAAUAUAAUGUAAAGGAAGGGAAAGAGAAACAAAAGAUGAAAAUGAGACUGGUUACCAUUUUCUGAAUUGAUUUUAACUUCUUCUACAAUCUAAAUGUGACUCAACCUCACUGAUGGUUUAAUGUUCUACUUUGGAG